AAAUUCCAUAAAUCCCAAAAUCCUUCCAAACCCCAAAUUCCAGCAGCAGCAGUGAGAGCUCAGAAAUUAGGUAUGGCGAACAACGCAGACGUGGAAGCCGUCGACUUCGAGCCCGAGGACGAUGACCUCAUGGACGAGGACGGCGCCGUCGACGCCGAGCCCUCCGCCUCCCCCCGGGCCCCACCCCACAAGCUCAAGUCUGCAAUCACCGGCUCCGCCUCUCUCUCCGCUCCCAAGAAGACUAAAGGUCGAGGGUUUCGAGAAGAUCCCAAUGCCGAGCGCAACACCCGCCUCGCUGUCUCUGACUUGGACGGCCUCCACGCCCUAGACGGCCUCGAGCCCCAGCGAUCCGUCGAGGGAUGGAUUAUUCUGGUUACUGGAAUUCAUGAGGAAGCACAAGAAGAUGAUCUUCAUGCUACAUUUGGUGAAUUUGGGCAGAUAAAGAAUUUGCAUUUAAAUCUUGAUCGCCGUACUGGAUUUGUGAAGGGGUAUGCGCUUAUUGAAUAUGAGAAUUUUGCGGAGGCGCAAGCUGCUAUAUCCAGCAUGGAUGGAAACAGUGUACUUACACAGAUUGUUAAUGUGGACUGGGCCUUCACCAAUGGAUCCUUCCUUGAUGGGUCAAGAAAGAAGAACCCAAGACAACUACGAGAUCGUCGCUCAAGGAGUCCUAGGAGGAGAUUCUAAAGUCGCAUGCAUGGUAUUGUGAGGAGGUUUGGAUUUUGAGCAGCGAGUUUUCAUAUUUUAUCAUGGAGUUUAAGAUUCAGGUUGAUGUGUGCAAUUUUCACCUAUUUACGGAUUCAUCUCAAUUUGCCAAGGAUCCCUCAGUAUCGUUCAGCUGUGGUUUAUUAAGUACUUUUUAUUUGUUAACUGGUAUUCUCCUAUUAACAUGAGGCUGUUUCUGUAUUGUGAUUUACUUUCUGACUAUAAAGAUGUUAAGAUCAUAACUUUGUAAUUUUAAUGUAGAUCAACCUCAUAUCUUUUCAAU
This is a messenger RNA of Fragaria vesca subsp. vesca, 985 nucleotides long. RefSeq names its product RNA-binding protein 8A-like. The coding region runs from base 73 to 684 and encodes 203 amino acids. Gene Ontology annotation, biological process: RNA splicing. The record is from RefSeq and is a predicted model, not a curated record. Gene Ontology annotation, molecular function: mRNA binding. The transcript is spliced from 4 exons. Gene Ontology annotation, cellular component: exon-exon junction complex; nucleus; cytoplasm. NCBI's taxonomy places the organism in Eukaryota, Viridiplantae, Streptophyta, Magnoliopsida, Rosales, Rosaceae.